AACAAACAAAAACGAAUUAUACCUUCCGGUGCCAGGAGGAGCCGUGUCGCUACCGCCGCGGUCCAUCAGGCCUCCAGCGGAUCUCCAUUACCUGUCUUCUCUGGAGUCACCGCUGCCGCCACUGUGCCACACCAAGGACUCGGAUCCUGCUGGAAAAAUGUCAGAUGAAGUUUCGCUGGCAGAUGCGCUACCUGAAGAGUCCUCUGCCAAACCGUCUGCUGUGACCAAUACAAAAGCUGGCCAUUCUCCUCAAGGGUGGCCAGGCUCCCCAGCCAGCCCGUGGAGCAAUCCAAAUGCUCCACCUGCAAUGCCAUCUGGACUCCCACCGAGGAGUGUAGCACCCUCUACUGUGCCUUUUGGACCAGUACCAACAGGAAUAUAUCCCUCCAUGCUUCCAACCGGACAACCCCCAGGACCUCCAGGACCCUCAGGACCCUUUCCUCCUUCUGGGCCAUCAUGUCCCCCACCUGGUAUUCCUCAUCCAGCCCCUGCUGUGCCAGGCCCUGGCCCCACGGGGCCAUAUGCUACAACAAAUAUGCCUAUGCCAGGACUGCCUAGGCCAUAUGGUGCACCCACAGAUCCAGCUGCAGCUUUAGGUCUGUGGGGAGCCAUCUCUUCUGGACCUUGGGCACCAGGAAUUGAGGGGUAGCAUCCUAAUAUGUCAGGGUCAUAUCCCACUGUCCCUCCUCCAGUGUCAGGAGCACUGCCUGUUCCGUGGGGCACUGUGCCACUGGGAGCCUGGGGGCCACCAGCACUAUAUCGUGGCCCUGCAGGAUCACACCCCAUGCCAGGACCCCAUCCUACUCAGAAUAAUCCUUACCAAGUGCCUUCAGGACCUGCUGGUGCUCCACCAAUGCCUGGCGGCCCCCACUCUUACCAUUAA
Mastomys coucha (southern multimammate mouse) is the source of this 883-nucleotide messenger RNA. Its product is annotated as MAPK-interacting and spindle-stabilizing protein-like. The record is from RefSeq and is a predicted model, not a curated record. Lineage: Eukaryota; Metazoa; Chordata; Mammalia; Rodentia; Muridae.